AUGAGCCCGAGCAAGCACUGCGGAGAAUUGUUUCUGAAGCUGCGGGUGCCUCCCGCCGGGGUUUUUUGUGUGGCCUUCCUUGUUCGUGUCGCCUUGGUUUUCUACGGGGUCUUCCAGGACCGGACCCUGCUCGUGAGGUACACAGAUAUCGACUAUGAGGUCUUCACGGACGCGGCGCGCUUCAUCACGGAAGGACGCUCCCCCUAUCUGCGGGCUACAUACCGCUACACCCCUCUGCUGGGUUGGCUCCUCACUCCCAACAUCUAUCUCAGUGAACUCUUCGGGAAGUUUCUCUUCAUCAGCUGCGAUCUCCUCGCUGCUUUCCUCUUAUACCGCCUGCUGUUGCUUAAGGGGCUGGGACCCCGCCAGGCGUGUGGCUACUGUGCCUUUUGGCUUCUUAACCCCUUACCUAUGGCGGUGUCCAGCCGAGGCAAUGCGGACUCGAUCAUCGCCUCCCUCGUGCUCAUGGCCUUGUACUUCAUAGAGAUCAGGUUUGUCGCAUGUGCAGCGCUGUUUUAUGGUUUUGCGGUGCAUAUGAAGAUAUACCCGGUGACCUAUAUCCUUCCCAUAUCUCUCCACUUACUUCCAGAACCUGACCCUGAAGACCUCCGUCCGCCCCACCAUUCUCUCAAGGAGCGUUUGUCCAAAUUGAUGAUGAGAUUGUGCAGUCGGGACGUGUUGCUCUUUGUAGCUGUUGCUGGACUCACAUUUUUAGCUCUGAGCUUUGGUUUUUACUACAAAUAUGGUUGGGAAUUUUUGGAGCACACCUACCUUUAUCAUCUGACGAGGCGGGACAUUCGUCACAAUUUUUCUCCCUACUUCUACAUGCUAUAUUUAACUGCCGAGAGCAAGUGGAGUUUCCCCCUAGGAAUUGCUGCCUUUCUGCCGCAGCUCGUCUUGCUUUCUGCAGUGUCUUUCGCCUAUUACAGAGACCUUGUCUUUUGUUGUUUUCUUCACACGGCCAUUUUUGUGACUUUUAACAAAGUCUGCACCUCCCAGUACUUUCUUUGGUAUCUCUGCCUUCUGCCUCUUGUGAUGCCUCUUGUGAGGAUACCUUGGAAGAGAGCUCUAGUUCUCCUAACGUUAUGGUUUAUAGGGCAGGCCUUAUGGCUCGUUCCUGCUUAUGUUCUUGAGUUUCAGGGAAAGAACACUUUUCUGUUUAUUUGGUUAGCUGGCUUGUUCUUCCUCCUUAUCAACUGUUCCAUCCUGAUUCAAAUUAUUUCCCAUUAUAAGAAGGAACCCGGGACAGAGAGAAUCAAAUAUGACUAA
Molecule: messenger RNA, 1269 nt
Organism: Chrysochloris asiatica (Cape golden mole)
Lineage: Eukaryota; Metazoa; Chordata; Mammalia; Afrosoricida; Chrysochloridae
Gene: PIGM
Product: phosphatidylinositol glycan anchor biosynthesis, class M
Exons: 1
Coding region: 1-1269 (422 amino acids)
Biological process (GO): GPI anchor biosynthetic process
Cellular component (GO): membrane; glycosylphosphatidylinositol-mannosyltransferase I complex
Molecular function (GO): alpha-1,4-mannosyltransferase activity; GPI mannosyltransferase activity
Source: RefSeq, a predicted model, not a curated record